Molecule: messenger RNA, 2371 nt
Organism: Hypoxylon trugodes
Lineage: Eukaryota; Fungi; Ascomycota; Sordariomycetes; Xylariales; Hypoxylaceae
Exons: 2
Coding region: 90-1991 (633 amino acids)
Biological process (GO): transmembrane transport; monoatomic ion transport
Cellular component (GO): membrane
Molecular function (GO): monoatomic ion channel activity
Source: RefSeq, a predicted model, not a curated record
CAAUCCAUGCUUUCCUCGCGAUUAGAACCGUUACUUCCGAGACGAUAGCUUCGAAUCUAUUACAAUCACUUCUUUGAAACGAAACGACCAUGGGAGGUUUCAAUUGGAGGAAGCUUCUAGGAUGGGACCGUCACCCAUCACAUAACCACCACGAUUGGAUUGCCCACGAAUCCCGUCGUCGAUUGCUUCCAAUUCAUCAGGACGAGAUCGAAUCUGCAAUCCCCCCUACCGAAGUAACCAAAGUCGCUCUCCGUUUGCGAUACCUUAUCGAACAAUGUGUGCCGUGCGAACUCGAAGAACAGCGAAUUACCCAACCUCAUAGUAGGAUAAUUACUCCCAAAGUAAUCAAGGCCGCGAAAGAAGCCGGUGGGCCAGAGAAUCGCUCGUGUGUGGUUUUCUGUCUUCUAGUUGUCAAUCGCUGGUUUAAACACCAAGCCUUGGUCGAGCUUUGGGACGCGUCGUUACAUCAAAUCCGCGCCAUCGCAUGCGAAGUCAUCGCAAAAAGUAUUAUUGAGUCUGAGGACGAUAUACCUUAUUUGCUGCAGUCGGUUUUGCUGAAGCGGUUUUCAAUUAUAGUCGAUGGCGAAACUACUCUACCCGUCAAUGUCAUUGAAAAGGCCGUCGAUCUUCAUGCGCUUCGCGUGAUCGGAUCUUCCGGUUACCAGAAAUGCAUCAACUACCUCUGGAAGGGAUGGCUAGUACAAGAUGAGAACGACCCUGCGAGUUUCGUCGACUACAAGGAUCGUGACAACACCACUCUCCUACCACAUCUAGACCCAGAUCGCAUGCGAGCUCCGAUGUACCAGAAUGCUUUCCAGCUAAUAAUUUCCAUCAUUUAUCUGGCUCUUUACACCGGCGCUAUCAACACCAUUAACCCUGGUGGUGAUCUAGAUCUAGUGGAGAUUCUCCUCUACAUCUUCACAUUUGGCUUCCUCUUCGACGAACUUACAAAGUUCUACAAAGCCGGAUAUCACAUCUUUAGUUUUUGGAAUGCUUUCAACAAUGUCCUAUACUCGCUGUUAAUGGUUUCGCUUGCGAUGCGCCUCGUCGCCUUCAGUCAUCCACCGGAUGACCGUGAUCACCGUCAGAAGUUUAACCAAUUGUCAUACAACUUUUUGGCUUUCACGGCUCCCAUGUUCUGGGCUAGGUUGCUCCUUUACAUGGAUUCAUUCCGCUUUUUUGGUGCGAUGCUUGUCGUACUUAAAGUGAUGAUGAAGGAAAGCAUCAUAUUCUUUGCCUUGCUGGUUGUUGUCAUCAUUGGGUUUCUUCAAGCGUUCAUCGGCAUGGACUAUGCGGACGAUAUGGCCGGGGAAGACACGGUAUUUAUCUUACAAGCUAUGGCUAAUGCUAUUAUGCAAAGCCCGGAUUUCUCUGGAUUUGAACGAUUCAGCCCACCAUUCGGGAUUAUACUUUACUACCUCUUCACCUUCGUCGUUAUGGUCAUCCUCUUGAACGUACUUAUCGCGCUGUACAAUAGCGCCUAUGAGGAUAUCUACGACAAUGCCGACGACGAAUUUCUCGCACUAUUUUCUCAAAAGACCAUGCAAUUCGUACGCGCUCCCGACGAGAACGUUUUUAUCGCCCCGUUCAACCUGAUCGAAAUAUUCCUGCUCAUCAUUCCCUUCGAAUGGUGGAUGCCCAAGAAUCAGUACGAACGCCUUAAUGAUAUUGUAAUGGGUGUAAUUUACUCUCCACUACUCUUCUGUUCCGCGUUGUUUGAAGUCAGGACAGCUAAGGAGAUCCGAAGAAACAGGAGAAGAGGCGAGGAUGAUGAUGACACGGAAGAGGAAUGGGAACAGAUGGCUAGUGAAGUCGAUUUUGAAGGCGAGGGCUGGGCAAAGAAAGUUGCCGACAGCAAAGCUAAUGUCGAAGAAGAUCCCGCCGUACUCGAGAUCCAGAAACUGAGGGAUGAAGUCGACCAAUUGAAGACGCUUCUUGAGAAUCUCGGCAAGAACCUCAAUAGUAAAGCUGAGAGUGAAAACUUGCUCUAGUUUUGAGUCUUCCUGGUCAUCUCUUUCAGGAUGGGGGUUCGGUUCUAUUUAUUCGGAAGUUAGUUUCAGUUAUCUUAUACAUCGGGGGCUUGUAUCAGUAUCAACCUCGUCUUUGGAUUAUAUUGGAGUUGUGCUAGCUGGUUAAGCCAGGGGAGUAGCACAUACAUGUGUUUAUGGAGAGACGACGCAAUGCGAUUAGGGCUCAGACCCAGUACCUUUAUGACUAGGUGGUUCGGGAUGACAUUUACAUGGUAUCGCGUUUACGCUAAAUUAUCGAGAAGGGAUGUUUAUCAAUGAAAUAGCAGUAUAUAUUGAUGCCUCAAAUUAUACUGGGACGUCUAGUCUUGCCUAACGUGCUGCCAUCCUGACAUCCUUGACCC